Gaeumannomyces tritici R3-111a-1 is the source of this 531-nucleotide messenger RNA. RefSeq lists its product as hypothetical. The record is from RefSeq and is a predicted model, not a curated record. The transcript is spliced from 2 exons. NCBI's taxonomy places the organism in Eukaryota, Fungi, Ascomycota, Sordariomycetes, Magnaporthales, Magnaporthaceae. The annotation marks the transcript as partial.
GCUAGCAAUUUUGCAUUAAAUGCGCUUUUAAAUAACGGUUUAACGUUUGUAGCGCGCAAAUUGCUCGGCCGACAUAGUAUGGAAGGAUUUGGCUUUUUAAAUAACUUUGCGGGCGCGAAAUUGGGCUUUGGUAAGCUUUUCGAAAAGCUUUGGUAUUGUUUUAAGCAAUUGCUUAUAAACGUUUUAAUAUGCUUAAUAACCAAAAUAGCGGUUACAAAACAUCGCACGUUCCGUAUAAUUGUUUUUAAAAAAAGGCAAAUAAAUAAAGUCCUAAUUAUUGCUUUAUUGGAAAUCGAUAACUUCCCGCAACGGGAGCGCGUUGCGGAUACUUAUAUAAAGCGAAAAAAAAGCAAUGUCCGUUUUGGGGGCAGGUUUAUUGGAAUUAAAAACGUUACGGCGGCGUUCGUUGCGCGCUUUACGCUUUUUUUCGGCGGAGGUUUUUUUGCCGCGGCGGUUAAAGCCCGCCGGGGGGUUACCGGUAAAACGUUUGCGGAAGCUUUAAAAGGUUGCAAGCGUAAAAGGGCCCGAUAA